AACAUUACCCUCGACGAGACGACACAUCACAACAACCCGCGCCCCUUACUUAAAUCAGCCUCAACCCUUUCGAGUCUUUAUUGCAUCUUCUUCCUCUUUCACAUACGCCACAUCUACACAUCAGCCUUCGACAUCCACCUUCCAACCUGAUCUUCAUCAUAAACACCGCACUCACCCCAACAUGGCGACAGUGUCGCUGCUCAACGUGACCGUGCGCAACAAUCCCGCCCCAUUCGAUGCGCCCUACGAGUUCGAAAUCACCUUUGAAUGCCUGGAGCCGUUGCAAAAAGACCUCGAAUGGAAGCUAACCUACGUCGGCUCUGCCACAUCAUCCGAACACGAUCAAGAGCUUGACUCGCUGCUCGUCGGCCCCAUCCCCGUAGGCGUCAACAAAUUCGUCUUCGAAGCAGAUCCGCCCAACACCGCCCGCAUCCCCGCAACCGAAAUCAUCGGCGUGACCGUGAUCCUCCUCACCUGCUCCUACGAUGAACGCGAGUUUGUGCGCGUCGGGUACUACGUUAACAACGAGUACAUGGACGAGCAGCUGGCCGAGGAGCCUCCCGUGAAACCGGUGAUUGAGAAGGUGCGGAGGAAUAUCCUGGCGGAGAAGCCGCGAGUCACCCGCUUCGCAAUCAAAUGGGACAGCGACGAGAGUGCGCCGGCGGAGUUUCCUCCUGAGCAGCCGGAUGUCGAUGCGCAAGACGAUGAUGGUGCUACGUAUGGCGCGGACGAAGAAGAGGAAGAAGAGGAAGAGGCGGAGGCGGAAGUGGUGGAAGGCGAGGGCGCCGCUAAGGCCCAGGUGGAGACUGCUGUGGAGGUGGAAGGCGAAGGUGUUAAUGGCAAGGAGGAAGACGAGGAGUCAGAGGCUGGCAGCGAGGAUAUCGAAGAAGAGAGCGAGGAUGAUGAGGAAGAAGAGCUCGAGGAGGAGGAGGGUGAAGGUGAGGGCGAAGCAGAGGGUGAUCAAGAGAUGGAGGUCGAUGAAGCGGAGCCAAAGGAGAACGGGACGCUGAAACAGCAACAACAUCAGCCGGAUGUCAUGGUGCAUUAGGAGGGCAGGUUUGGAGACAAUAAUGGGGGGUGGGCACAUUUUCGAGCUCUGUGAGGAUGCGUCGGUAUCGAUUGCUGGAGUGACGGCCUUCUUCUCCCAAUAAUGGCAAUGGUUGGACGAUGCGGC
Messenger RNA from Neohortaea acidophila, 1174 nucleotides. Its product is annotated as ASF1 like histone chaperone-domain-containing protein. Lineage: Eukaryota; Fungi; Ascomycota; Dothideomycetes; Mycosphaerellales; Teratosphaeriaceae. The coding region runs from base 182 to 1048 and encodes 288 amino acids. The transcript is spliced from 2 exons. The record is from RefSeq and is a predicted model, not a curated record. Gene Ontology annotation, cellular component: nucleus. Gene Ontology annotation, biological process: nucleosome assembly; nucleosome disassembly; DNA replication-dependent chromatin assembly. Gene Ontology annotation, molecular function: histone binding.